Messenger RNA from Bradysia coprophila, 677 nucleotides. RefSeq names its product Actin-related protein 2/3 complex, subunit 5 (gene Arpc5). Gene Ontology annotation, biological process: regulation of actin filament polymerization; Arp2/3 complex-mediated actin nucleation. Lineage: Eukaryota; Metazoa; Arthropoda; Insecta; Diptera; Sciaridae. Gene Ontology annotation, cellular component: Arp2/3 protein complex; actin cytoskeleton. The record is from RefSeq and is a predicted model, not a curated record.
UGUCAGUGACUUUUUUUUUGAGUACUCAGACCGCUUUCUUACGUCUGAAUCAUUCCGAUUUUGUAUUAUUGGGUGUGUUUUUAUCGAAAAGAUAAGUGAAUACGAGCGCUCAAACUUCAUUUGCACACAAAAAUAAUGGCUAAAAAUACCUCCAGCUCUGCAUUUCGAAAGAUUGAUGUUGAUCAGUACAACGAAGACAAUUUUAAAGAAGACGAAACCGAUUCCAGUUCACAGCUCGGACCGGAUGAAAACGAAAUUACAAAACUUCUAGCAAAUGGUAAGAAUGUGGAGGCGCUGAAAAUUGUUUUGGAAAAUGCACCCCUCAGCAGUCAAAGUCAGCAGGUCAAAGACAAUGCACUGAGUUUGAUCCUACGUGUUAUUCUGUCAAUCAAAUCGAUGCAAAUCAACACUGCCGUGGAAACGCUUGCCGAACAGGAUCUAUUAGACACUUUGAUGAAAUACAUUUAUCGUGGAUUCGAAAUACCAUCGGAAGGUUCCAGUGGACAGUUGUUACAGUGGCACGAAAAGGUUUUCGCUCGCGGUGGCAUUGGUUGUAUUAAUCGAGUAUUGUCCGAUACGAAUCGGGCGUAGAAUUAAGCAAAAUAAAAAUUUGUUUCGUAAAGAGUGUUCCCCAUCUAUAAGUGGCUGAAUAAAAAUUUAAUUUUUUUUCCUUAUUA